CUGCAGUGAAAAAGGUGCACACGAGACGGGCGGCUUCCAGAGCAGAACAGGGACUCGUGCCAGAGGGUGUCAUCACCGCUGACAACGGGGAAGGAGCAAGAGAGUAAGAGUGAGAGAGAGCAGCAUGCGUUGAGGCAGUCCGGAGAGAGCUGAGGCAGCCCGAAGAGAGCUGAGGCAGCUUGGACAGACCUGAGGCAGCCCGGAGAGAGCUGAGGCAGCCCGGAGAGAGCUGAGGCAGCCCGGAGAGAGCCUAGCAGCCUGAGGAUGAAGCUUCCAUGGGGAGCAGCGACGCCGCUGCUCCUGGCAGCGCUGGCCGGCACCACCUGGGCUUCCUCGGCACAUAAUACAGAUCCCCAAAGCAACACCAACGCCACAAAUGGGACGGAAGGCAACUCCGGCCUCACCAGCCUGCCCAUCGUGACCUGGAAGUGGCACCAUGUAGAGCAACCCUACCUGAUGGCCCUCUGGGUCCUGGUCUGCUGGCUCUGCAAACUGGUGUUUGAACUGAACCAUAAGCUGACCGCGACCAUCCCAGAGAGUGCACUGCUCAUCUUCAUUGGUUUCGUCCUGGGUGGAAUGAUCUGGGGGGCAGACAAGGCCCAGACCUUCACUCUGACCCCUGUGACCUUCUUCUACUACCUGCUGCCCCAGAUCAUCCUGGACGCAGGCUAUUUCAUGCCCAACAAGCUCUUCUUCGGCAACAUGGGUGCCAUCUUGACUUAUGCCAUUCUGGGGACCGUCUGGAAUGCUGUCACUGUGGGCCUCUCACUGUGGGGUGUUUACCUGGGCGGAAUCAUGGGCGACCUGAAGAUUAAUCUGCUAGAAUUCAUGCUCUUUGGGAGUCUGCUGUCUGCGGUGGACCCAGUGGCUGUACUGGCUGUUUUUGAGGAAGUCCAUGUAAAUGAGGUGCUUUUUAUCUUAGUUUUUGGAGAGUCCCUCCUCAACGACGGUGUGACAGUGGUGCUGUACAAUGUCUGUGACGCUUUUGUAACUCUAGGAGCGGAUCGAAUCAAUGCAGUAGAAAUAAUUAAAGGCAUAGUGUCCUUCCUUGUGGUGGCCUUUGGAGGGGCGCUGGUUGGAGUGGUGUUCGCCGUCCUUCUCUCGCUCCUGACCAGGUGCACGAAGAACAUCCAGAUCAUUGAGCCUGGCUUCAUCUUCAUCGUCUCCUACCUCUCCUACCUGACAGCUGAAAUGCUCUCCCUCUCUUCCAUUUUGGCGAUCACAUUCUGUGGCGUCUGCUGUCAGAAGUACGUCAACGCCAACAUGGCGGAGUCGUCGGUGACGACGGUGAGAUAUGCCAUGAAGGUGUUCGCCAAUGGUUCGGAGACCAUCAUCUUCGUCUUCCUGGGAAUCUCUGCCAUAGACCCUGAGAUCUGGGUGUGGAACACGGCCUUCAUACUACUCACACUUGUAUUUGUUUUAGUGUACAGGAUCAUAGGAGUUUUCGCCCUUACUUGGAUCCUGAACCGUUUCAGACUCAUUCCCCUUGAGAUAAUUGAUCAGGUGGUCUUGAGUUACGGUGGUCUAAGGGGUGCUGUUGCCUAUGCACUGGCCUUCAUGCUGGAUGGAAAUAAAGUCAGGGAGAAGAACCUCAUGAUCAGCACCACACUCAUAGUAGUGUACUUUACUGUUGUGUUGCAGGGAGUGACUAUGAAACCAUUGGUCACCUGGCUGAAAGUGAAAAGGACAUCAAAGACUGAGGUUUCCCUGAUAGAGAAGCUACAGAACAGGGCAUUUGAUCACAUUCUCAUAGCGAUCGAAGACAUAUCUGGGCAAAUCGGACACAACUAUAUGAGAGAGAAGUGGAAUAAGUUUGAGGAAAAGUGGCUGCGCCCCAUCUUGAUGAAGUCAUCGGCCCGGAAGAAGCAGGACCAGCUCUUCAACGUCUUCCAUCAGCUCAACCUGAAGGAUGCUAUGAGCUACGUCACCGAGGGUGAACGCUGUGGAUCUUUGGCCUUCGUUCGGUCUGAGAACAAUGUAAACCUUGACUUCAAGAAAAAGUUGGCUUCAGAUAUUUCAGAUAUUAUGCCAGACAUAAAUUCUGACAGCUCAGACACAGGACCUUAUACCAUACCGAUGACUUGUAUUAUGCAGGACAACGUGCCUACAGUGUGUCUGGACGUGGAGGAGGACAUGAGGGGGAAGAGCAUGAGAGACACAGAGAACAUCAAUACACAUCAUGUGCUGCAGAUGCACCUGUAUAAGGCCAGGAAACAGCACAGACACAGGUACAGCAGGAAAGAAAUGGGACUCAACAAAGACGAAAAUGAAGUCCAGGAGAUCUUCCAGCGCACGAUGAGGAACCGCCUGGAGUCCUUCAAAUCUACUAAGAUGGGCGUCACCCAAAGCAAGAAGAUCAAACCAGCCAAGAAGGAUCAGAUACCGAACGGAAAACACAAAACCCAUUCAUUUGAAGACGCAGACUUCUCAGAUGACAAUGUCUUCUCCUCUGACUUUGCGGGUGGUGUAGCAUCUGGGGGUGGAGGUCCCACAAGACUCUCCAUUCGAUCUGGAGGUGGGAUAGAGAACCCAGCCUUCAUGCCAGACGUGGAUCAUGCGUCCCCCCUGCACACGCCGCCAUGGUCGGCCGUGGUAGAUGACGGGGUGGCCCCCUCCCAGAGAGCUCAGGUGCAGCUGCCCUGGUCGCCCAGCAACGCCAGCCGCCUGACGCCGCUCCGCAUCAGCACCCGUUCUAAUGAUUCCUUCAUCUUGGCGGACAGACCCACAGCGCAGGGGGAGCAGCCCCCUCCCAGCCAGCCGAAAAGCACACCGAAAUAGCCCUAGUGUGGCAUACGGCCCCCCGCCCCUCACUUGCAGCCUAUGCCAUUUCCAGUGGCAGAAAGCUGAGACGCCUUAACCUGAACCACCAGAACAAGGACAUGAAGGAAAUGGGAGAAGAGGAAGUGUGUACGUGUGGCUGUGUGUUAAAUAGAUAUGUAUAUGUGGAUGUGUAUAUAUAAAAUUUCCUUUGUAGUUUCACAAAAUAUGGUAAUUUAGUUUAUAUUUAAUGUUCAUUUUUAAGGAUACUUACUACCAAAUGAUUUGUUAGUGGUACGACCUCCUCUGUUCUCAGGCUGCACAAUGAGGUUCCGUUCCACAGGCUGUAAUUUCGCCCGGUAUCUACAGCAGUUCCAUUACACUGCAGCAGCAUUCACAGGGCUUCCAUUGAUCUUAUCCUUUAAAUAUGCACUUGAUUGGAAGGACGCGCGAUGAUGCUGCCCGAUUACUACUUCAGAAUCACAUUUGGGGGACAGAGGCAUUAGGCUUAGGAAAUGGUUCGCUGCUGUAAAGCACUAUUUUAAGCACUGAGAUGAAGUUGUUGUUUGAUGUCCAUUAAAGAAAUAUUUUAUUUA
Messenger RNA from Paramormyrops kingsleyae, 3353 nucleotides. It is a transcript of the gene slc9a3.1, whose product is annotated as solute carrier family 9 member A3, tandem duplicate 1. Gene Ontology annotation, cellular component: plasma membrane; apical plasma membrane; brush border membrane. Lineage: Eukaryota; Metazoa; Chordata; Actinopteri; Osteoglossiformes; Mormyridae. The record is from RefSeq and is a predicted model, not a curated record. Gene Ontology annotation, biological process: proton transmembrane transport; sodium ion import across plasma membrane; potassium ion transmembrane transport. Gene Ontology annotation, molecular function: potassium:proton antiporter activity; sodium:proton antiporter activity.